Onychostoma macrolepis is the source of this 2941-nucleotide messenger RNA. RefSeq names its product inter-alpha-trypsin inhibitor heavy chain H3-like. The transcript is spliced from 24 exons. The record is from RefSeq and is a predicted model, not a curated record. Bases 53 to 2725 code for a protein of 890 amino acids. NCBI's taxonomy places the organism in Eukaryota, Metazoa, Chordata, Actinopteri, Cypriniformes, Cyprinidae.
CACAAAUUGGACAUGAGCUUAAAGGCAGUGUGGCCUGUUUCCUGUGCAUGUCAUGAUGGAUCGAGCAGCUCUCCAGCUGAUUCUCUUGGGUGUUUUUCUCAUCUCAGCCUCUUCAGGUCCUGUUAAGAAGAAACAAAAUGUGGAUAUAUACAGCUUCUACAUCAACUCCACGGUCACCAGUCGCUACGCCACAACAGUCAUCACAAGCCGUGUUGCGAACACACUGAAUGAAUCUCAAGAGAUCCAGUUUGAGGUCAAGAUUCCCAAGAAUGCCUUCAUCAGCAAAUUCAGAAUGGUUAUAGAGGGAAAAACAUAUGAUGGAGUUGUGAAAGAAAAAGAGGAAGCUCAGCAGCAAUACAAUCGAGCAGUAUCUCGAGGACAAAGUGCUGGACUGGUCAAAUCUGUUGGAAGGACUUUAGAGGACUUUAAAACUUCAGUGACAGUGGCUGCUUUUAGUAAAGUGACCUUUGAGUUGACCUACGAGGAACUGCUAAAGCGUCGCCUCGGCAAAUAUGAGCUACUCAUCAAUGCCCAACCGAUGCAGCCGGUGGCUGACUUCAAGAUGGACGUACACAUCCAAGAGAAACCAGGAAUUUCCUCCUUGGAGGUGAAAGGAGAUUUGAGCACCGGUGAUCUGGGCAAUGCCAUCAAAACCACCAGAGCAGACAAAGACGCAUGGGUGACCUUCUAUCCCUCUCGAGAUCAACAGACCAAGUGUAAAAGCUGUGGAGAAAAUGGGCUGAAUGGAGACCUGCUUGUAACAUAUGAUGUCAACAGACAAAAUCCUAAUGGAGAAAUCAUGGUAUCAAAUGGCUAUUUCGUCCACUACUUUGCACCCUCUGAUGUUCCACGUAUUUCCAAAAAUGUGGUGUUUAUCAUUGACCAGAGUAGCUCUAUGAGAGGCAGAAAAAUAAAACAGACUCGAUUGGCACUGCUAAGGAUUUUAAGUGAUCUUGAUGAGGAUGACCACUUUGGAUUGAUCACCUUUGACCACGAAGUUAGCUUAUGGAAACAUGAGCUUCUCAAAGCUACUGAGGCAAAUCUGAAGAAUGCAAAGUCUUUUGUGAAGGAGAUCAAAGAUAGAGGAGCCACGGACAUAAAUGCUGCAGUUCUAGCAGGAGUGGACAUGAUCAAUCGACAUCCACGAGAGGGAACAGCCUCCAUCCUGAUACUGCUGACUGAUGGAGAUCCCACUUCAGGUGAAACCAGCAUAGAGAAGAUAAUGGGCAAUGUGAAAAAGGCCAUUGGGACAAAGUUUCCCCUCUAUUGUCUUGGUUUUGGAUAUGAUGUUAACUUUGACUUCCUGACAAAAAUGUCACUGGAAAAUAGUGGAGUUGCUCAGAGGAUUUAUGAAGAUUCAGACGCUGAUCUACAGCUGCAGGGCUUCUAUGAAGAAGUUGCCGUCCCUCUCCUCUCUGAUAUUCAACUUAAAUACCCAGGAGGGACAAACCUUACCAAGACCAGCUUUAGCUUGUACUUCAAUGGCUCUGAGAUUGUGGUGUCAGGACAAAUAACAGACAACAGUGUGGAGAGUUUCACAACUGAAGUCAUCGCAGUAUCAAAAGGCAGCAAUGUGACAUAUCAGGACACUACAAUUGUAAAAGACCCCAGUGAAGUUCCACCUGAGAAUGAAGGUUUUAUGCAGAGAUUGUGGGCCUACCUUACAGUUAAGCAGCUUCUGGAGAGACAGGUGCUUCUUAAAGGACAAGAGAAAGAGGAUGAAAAGAAAGAAGCUCUCAAACUCUCCCUGAAAUACCAGUUUGUCACUCCCCUCACCUCUAUGGUCGUUACGAAGCCACAGGAAGGUGACGUGGAAGUGGCCGACAAACCCAAAGAGGGAGAAAGGGAAGAAAUGGGAGAAAGGGCAUAUGCUGGAUAUGAUGUUGAUUUUGACUCCGAUAUAAGUCAUUUCCACCCACCAACUUUAAUGCACUUCCCAGUUGCAGAGGAUUAUAAUGAUCAUAUGAUUGAUUUCCCCCUACCAACUUUAAUGCACUUCCCAGUUGCAGAGGAUUAUAAUGAUCAUAUGAUUGAUUUCCCCCUACCAACUUACGGCUCCCCAACUAUGCAUACUAUUACUUCCCCUGCUGUGCAAGUCCAUAGCAAUCGUUUCCUGGUGCCUGUUGUUGGUCAGUCCAAGCCACUUUGUUUUGAUGUUCCUGUUCCUCACAAACUCAGACUCCUACAGGAUUCAGCUUCAGAGUUCUCUAUGAAUGGAGAGUCUUUGAGUGAACAAAAUGGAUUCCAUCAAAUUGCUAUUCAUUAUAAAACUAACCAUCACUUGAUAAUAAGCACAAGGUCUAUCAGUUACCGUAAUGGCCAGGACAAUGUUGAGAUUUCGUGGGGCCAGGAACUGACCCAACACAAUAGAGAUGGGGUGUCUCUGGUUGUUCUGAAAAAUGAAAUGAAUGUUACCAUGGGAAAUAUUGGUGUUGUUAUUAUUUCUCAUAAUAAAGAUGGGGUCAUGUUUUUGUGGCCUGCUAUUUGGGAAUAUCCAAAAGAUGUCAACCUGACAGGUGUUUUAGGAAAGUCUGAUAUUUCAUAUGUGAAGACUAAAGGAUCACAAACAGCAACUCUUAAGAUAAAGGACAAGGAGGUGAAGACAUCUUUGGAGGCUGUCAGCGAUUACAGAUUACCUUCAGCUCCUAUUCAAGAAUGCUGGCUUGUCCCAUUCCAGGCUGUGAUGGAGGCAGAGAUUUCUGAUUUCACUAUCACUCAGCUGUAGAGUUGAUAAUGGUUCAUGUUAAUUAAAUGCUUCAAUGUUUCAAUCCUACCUGGCCUAGGAAGGUGGAAGGUCCAUUCAAGACUUGCUUAUAAUUGUCUUAAGUAUAUUGUUCGCUUGAUACGCUGACUAAUUUUUGUUGUUGUUGUUGUAAAUCCACUCUAGCUGCCUUUCCAUGGAUUAAUCCAGAUUGACUCUUAAUAAAUACAAAUUCUCAUG